Molecule: messenger RNA, 1740 nt
Organism: Exophiala oligosperma
Lineage: Eukaryota; Fungi; Ascomycota; Eurotiomycetes; Chaetothyriales; Herpotrichiellaceae
Exons: 1
Coding region: 171-1682 (503 amino acids)
Molecular function (GO): protein binding
Source: RefSeq, a predicted model, not a curated record
CAAGUUCUUUGCUAUCCGUGCGAGCAAGACUCUGAUUUGAGCGGUCGAUUGACCCUUGUGCGUUCUUUUAGGACUCUGCCUGCCAGUAUUCAUGCUCUGAGGACUUCAGGUGUUCCCUGGUUGAUAUUGCAUUGUUCAUUGUUUCUAAACUCGGCUCGAAAAAAUUUCACAUGGCGGGCAAAAGAAAACGGGAAACCGUUUCCAACUCCAGCAAAUCCGGGAAGAACCAUGCUGCGUUGUCUAUGCCUACCACGAAUGGAGAUGUAAAGUCCUCCAAAGUCCCAAAAACUAAUGGACAUGUCGAUGUUAAGACGACCAGUCCGGUCAUUCAGAUCAUAGCAGGCUCAUACGAGCGAAUUCUGCACGGCAUCACCGCCUCGAUAUCAAAUCUAUCGGCGCCGGACUCAAGUCAAGCAGUCCAGUUCGCAGACACAUUCCUCUUCAACGCACACGCCUCUGCCGUACGAUGUCUGGCACUUUCACCACUGCCAGAACCAGGCUUGUCCGAUGCCCAAGGUGUCUAUCUCGCCACAGGUGGAUCCGAUGAGAAGAUCAAUGUGUAUAGUCUCGCAGCUUCACCGGUCUCGGAUAACGACAAGAUCCCUAUGCCCACGCUGGGGAACAAUACCAUCUCAGAAAACCCGAGGAAUAGGGAACUAGGCACCCUGCUACAGCAUUCGUCCAACAUCACAUCCCUCUACUUUCCAACAAGAUCGAAACUCCUUGCCGGGUCGGAAGACAAUAAUAUCUCUGUGACAAGGUUACGUGACCUCGAGGUGGUUUCGACGAUCAAAGCACCACGUCCAAAGGUCCAGGGUCAACCCAGCGGCGACACAGCACCUCCUGGGGCCACGCCAGCUGGCAUCAACGACUUUGCCGUUCAUCCCAGCAUGAAGCUAAUGGUGAGUGUCGGUCGAGGCGAGCGCUGCAUGCGGCUCUGGAACCUUGUCACCGGCAAGAAAGCAGGUGUCCUCAACUUCAGCCGCGAUAUCCUACAAAGCGUGAAAGAGGGCAAGUACAGCAGUGGCGAGGGCCGUCGGAUACGAUGGAGUCCUGAUGGGACCGAGUUUGCUGUAUCGUUUGAACGAGGAGUCGUUAUUUUCGGCGCAGACUCCAAACCAAGAUGCAAACUUCUGCCACAACCUCUGACGAAACUGCACCAAAUCUGCUACUUAACAUUGGCUGGUGCUGCCGGCGAAGAAGUGACACUACUCGCGGCCUCGACGGAGGACGGUCGGGUGUUAUUCUACGACACCAGCAAAAACACAUCCACGACAAAUGGAGAAAAGUCUAAUGACGACGCGAUACCAGCUGCAACUUGCUCUGCCUCAAUUGGUGGCAAGUCUGUAGGCAUCAGUGUCCGUAUCAAAGAUUUUGAGAUCAUUCUGCUACCUACCGCGUCUUCGGCGGCAAAAGACAUGAUUAUUGUUACAGCAAGCAGUGACGGCACAAUCCGCCUAUUACACAUUGAUACAUCCGACCUGAUCAACGCUACCCAAAGCCCUAAGCCCGCACAGCUAGGCAGAGUGAUCGGAACCUAUGCGACCAGCAGCAGGAUUACAUGUAUGAAGGCGUUUCUGAUGCAACCGCCAACGGACUUGGAGGAUGACUCCGGAGAUGAUGAAGAGGAAUUUGGGGGGUUUGACAGUUCGGACGAAGAGAGUUCAGGCGAUAGCAGUUGAAUAUCGAUAAUAAUGUAUAAGGAUACCAAGUGGUCUCGAUAUGAGAUCAAUACCUCUA